CGCGCCUCCCGGAAGCGGCUCCGCUGAGCGGCCGCCAUGGCGCCGGCGUCGCGUUCGCGCAGCCCGCCGGCUGUCAGCCCCGAUCGGCGGGGCCGCAGGUCCCGUUCCCGAUCCCGGUCCCGGUCUCGAGAACGCAACGGCCUGAAGCGGACGAGCCACCGGCGGAGCCGCAGCUGGUCCCGUUCCCGUGAGCGCACGCCCGGCGGGCCCCGCUCCGCCCCGCACCACGGGCACUACCACGGCAAGGCCUGGCCCGAGUAUUACGAGAAGGAGAAGGAGGAGAUCCUGAGGCAGAGGAGGCUCAAUGAGAGGGAGAGAAUCGGGGAGCUGGGAGCACCUGAAGUCUGGGGACUGUCACCAAAGGUUCCUGACCCCGAUUCUGAUGAGCAUACACCAGUAGAAGAUGAAGAGGCAAAAUCCAAGAGCAGUUCUUCAGAUUCCAGCUCGGAAGAGGAAAAAAAGAAAAAGAAGAAGAAAAGAAAGAAGAAAAAGAGGAAGGCAUCCAAAAGAAAACACAGGAAACAUUCUGAGGACAGCGACAGCGACUCAGAGUCUGAGCAGAACUCCAGUGAUGAAGAUAAAAAGAAAAGCAAGAAGAAGAAAAAGAAGAACAGAAAGAAGAAAUAUAAGAAAAAGAAAAAUAAGAAGAGCAGGAAGGAAUCCAGUGAUUCAAGUAGUGAAGAUUCUGAUGAUGAAACAAUUCAAGGGGAAGAUCUCUGGAUUGAGAGAUCAAGAAAUACAGAAGCUGAUAGUUUGAUUGGCCCAGAAGCUCCAAAAACUCAUGCCUCUCAGGAUGACAGGCCUCUGAACUAUGGGCAUGCCCUCCUGCCUGGUGAAGGUGCAGCAAUGGCAGAGUAUGUGAAAGCAGGAAAAAGGAUCCCCCGGAGAGGUGAAAUUGGUUUGACCAGUGAAGAGAUUGCAUCAUUUGAGAGCUCUGGUUACGUCAUGAGUGGCAGCAGGCACCGCCGGAUGGAAGCCGUGCGCCUGCGGAAGGAGAACCAGAUCUACAGCGCGGAUGAGAAGAGAGCUCUGGCAUCCUUCAACCAGGAGGAGAGGAGGAAGAGAGAGAAUAAGAUCCUUGCAAGCUUUCGAGAGAUGGUCUACAGAAAGACUAAGGGCAAAGAGGAGAAAUAAUUUUAUAUUUCAGCUGCCAAGCAGCUGCAGACCUGUGCCAGAGGGAGCUUGGAAAAAGCCGCAAGUGCUGCGGUGCCUUUGACCCAGCAAGGCCGAACCUGGGGGUGUGCGUUACUUGUAUCAAAGAAACAGGGUUACUGUUGUCAGAUUUUCCUGAAUGAUUUGUUGAGCCAUCUACAAGAUGUCCCUGUAAAGUGAAAGGCUUCAGGGCAGGCAGGAACAGGCUGGGAAGAGGAGACCUGCCAGUGUUGUGUGCUGACUUUGAAUUGCACCAGAGGGAAGAUUCCAUGAGAGGGCUUUGAUACCUGAUGCUGAUAAGUGUGAUUUUUCCUUUUAUUUUGGCUAAGGAGAGCAGCCUGGCCAUCAUAAGCAAACCACUAGUAACUAGCAAAAACAAAGCUGCUCCCAAGUUCCUGUUUAAGACCCAAGACUGUCCAGUUAAGUAUUUUUUCGUAAGUCUUCUAGAUUUAUUUUUUGUUCUCAGAACAGUUGAGUUUGGUUUGUGGUUCAAACUAGACUUGUAAAUAGGAAUGAGUUUGUAAUUUAAUACAGAUGGGCUUCAGUUUCUUUAAGGCAAGCAGAUAGCAAUUGGGGUGUAAAGUAAUAGUGACUGCAGGGUCAGAUCUACACCACCAUAGCCUGUGGUAAAGAGCUCAGGUUGCUUGCUUCUUUUUCUCCUAUGUUAUACAUAGGUACCAGAGCAGUGGGGAGCAGUGAUUGGAACCCCUGGGUAUACACAGGUGGUAACAAGGAUUUAUCUUUCAAUUUAUUUGAAAUUUUUUUCUUUGUCUGUGGAAGUGUUCUAGAUUAAAACUUUAUUUUAACUCCU
Calypte anna (Anna's hummingbird) is the source of this 1963-nucleotide messenger RNA. RefSeq names its product NFKB activating protein (gene NKAP). Bases 37 to 1134 code for a protein of 365 amino acids. Gene Ontology annotation, biological process: regulation of gene expression. NCBI's taxonomy places the organism in Eukaryota, Metazoa, Chordata, Aves, Apodiformes, Trochilidae. The transcript is spliced from 9 exons. Gene Ontology annotation, cellular component: nucleus. Gene Ontology annotation, molecular function: chromatin binding. The record is from RefSeq and is a predicted model, not a curated record.